AUGAAUGUUAGUCGAGACGUAGACAGUUAUGAAGAAGAUCUUCCUAGUCAAACAGAACAAACCUUGAUAACACAAUUAGUUGAAGAUGAUUUAUCUCAACGUUAUCGGGCUGUUGCACAAUUAAAAAACCUUAUUAUUGGAAGUAAACGAUUUAAAAGUACAUUUUAUCGCGUCGGAACAUUAGAACUAUUGUACAGUCUACUCAAUCAAUUUUGUACACCAUCUGCUAGUAAUAAUUAUAACUUUGACUUACUGAUUCAAAUUAUCGAUUGUGUUUCAUCAUUUGCUAAGUCGAGUAAUAAAUUAAUAAUUGAACGUCUCAUUGAACUUGGAUUUAUUCAACAAUUACUCUGUUUAUUGAAUAUUCACAAUGACUCACUUACACUAUGUGAAUCAUGUUUAAAAUGUUUAAAAUCAUUUUUUAUUAGCAAAAAUAAUAACAAUCAAUCAAAAACAGAUUAUACAAAUUAUUAUUAUCAACAACAAAGUUCACUUACUCCGUUAAGUGAACAAGAUACGUUAAAACCAUCGAUAACUUCAUCGCAAAUAUUCAACUCAUUUACACCAUCUUCAACUUCUGUUUCUAUAAACUCACGUUCUCCUAUUGAUAUUUUGUUUGAUGAUCCAUCGUCAAUUGAUUGUUUACUAAAAUUAUUACCAAUGUCUAAGACAACACAAUUAUGUGUUAUUGAAAUUUUAACAUGCGCGUGUAAGAACAAUGAAUUGCAAUUACAACUUAUACAAAAAGAUACAAUUAAGACCAUUUUACAUCUAUUAGUACAAAGUUCUGUUUCGACGACGGCAACUAUGCAAUCGAUGGCAGAUAAACUUAAUCCGAACAAAAAUAACGUGUUGGAUAAUGGAAACACUACGACGACAACAAUAACAAAAACAUUUUCAUUAAAACCAACGUUCGAAAACAAUACGAUAUCGAGACUACAACAAUUAGCGAUCUGUGAUAUUGUACAAAAAUUUUUGAAUAAUGGCAAAUAUAAAUUAUUUCAAAUUUAUUACUAUGCAGCCAAAUUUUUUGUUAAUCUAUGUAAAACAAAAACACUACAACCGGAUCAUAAAUAUGUAUCUCUUGGUGCGAUGACAACAUUAAUUCAUUUGUGUACAAAAUAUCAUUUAUCAUGUGUCUAUUUAUAUUCUGAAUGUUUGGAUACAUUAACAUAUUUAUUAAAUGGCAAUCCUAUUCUACAUCAUUGUGCCACGUACACCGAACAAUUAUUAUCAAAAUUAUUUGUGUAUGUGGUAACACCAACAAAAAUUAUCGAUGGUAACAGUGAUACAUCCCAAAUAGCGAUUCUACAAACACGAGCAUCAGCAUUAACAUUACUAGCCGUUUUGUCAUCUGAUUUUGAAGAUAUUCGAAAACGUAUUUCUGAGUAUGAAAGAAGUACAAAUUUCAAGUAUUGUUUAGAUUUAAUACCAACGGCAAUUGAAUGUUAUCGAUCUUUGAAUAUUCCAUUACAAGUAGCAUCAUUACGUUUAUUUCAUGGUUUAUCACGUUCUGUUCAACAAUUACGGACAACGUUUAAUGAUACAAUUUGUGAUUUAUUAUUAGAUUCAAUUAAAAGUCAAGAUUUAGCCGUAGUUAAAGUGGGCUCAUGUGUCAUUAGUAAUGUUGUCUUAGAAUUUUCCACGUGUCGAAUGCGAUUAUUAGAUGGUGGUAUAUUAGAAAUAUUACUCAAUUUAUUAGAUCAGACUGAUCGCGAAUUGUCUGUUAACGCUAUGUGGGCUAUUCGAAAUAUGGCUCAUUUGGCAAAUCUAAAAGUAAAACAAGAUAUUGUGAAUGGAUUGACCGUUGAACGUAUUUAUUCAACACUUGAGCAAUGUUCAGAUAAACAAUUUCUUAUGUGUAUUCUUAGCCUUCUACGUAAUCUGUUUCUCGAAAAAGAUAUCGAUAUUCUAAUUCAUUUGUUUGACCGAACGAAACUUUUAACGAUAUUACAAACAAUGCUCGAAAAAGAUUAUCCAGAUGAAGUUCAUGAACAAAUACUCUAUUUAUUAGAUAAUUUAGCAUCAAAUGAGAAUAUGAAAACAAUGAUGAAAGAAUCAGAUGGAUUAUCCAAGAAAAUUUCUAGUUUCCAGCGGUUCAGCGAUAAUCUUAGGUACAAAUGGUCUAAAAAUCCUAAUUUUUGUAAAGCUCGAUUUCCACCAGAAGGAAUAAUACCCCGCCUUUCGGCUACCUUGCGACUCAUACCUCAUCUUGUUUACAAAUCGCGGCAACUAUGUGUUCAAAUUCGUUAUACGAAUCGCAAGCUUAUGACAUUCAGGAGUCGUGCGAAUACGUGGAAUAUGAAUGAACAUUUGCCGAAACUUGAAAAAGAAUUAGAACAACUAAUCAAUAUGGCAUGGAAUAUUGGUGUGACUGUAACUGAUUUUGAACCUUCAUCGCAAGCACUUCUUAAUCAGUCACUAGAAAAUCUAAUUAAUUCACUUAAAGAAAUUGAUCAAAUGAAAAUACAUUUCAGUGAUAUUCAUAUUCCUGGACAAUUAUUAAGUUAUGUUGAUGAAUUGAAAAAUCCACAAUUGUACACUAGUGAUUGUUUGAAACAUGCUUUAGAACGUAAUGAAGAAAUAAAAGGAAAAAAUGAUGCAUUAGAAAAAUUUGCCACUAUGUUAUCGGUGGAACUAAGUUCACAAUUUCCAAAUCAAAUGGCUCAGUACAGACUAUGGCAGAAGAAAACAUUGGAAGAAGGACAAUCUGCAAUUGAUUCUGUUCCAUAA
Messenger RNA from Didymodactylos carnosus, 2733 nucleotides. NCBI's taxonomy places the organism in Eukaryota, Metazoa, Rotifera, Eurotatoria, Philodinida, Philodinidae. The record is from the annotation of a GenBank genome assembly.